Molecule: messenger RNA, 2159 nt
Organism: Histoplasma capsulatum G186AR
Lineage: Eukaryota; Fungi; Ascomycota; Eurotiomycetes; Onygenales; Ajellomycetaceae
Product: U3 small nucleolar ribonucleoprotein Mpp10
Exons: 1
Coding region: 1-2091 (696 amino acids)
Biological process (GO): rRNA processing
Cellular component (GO): Mpp10 complex; nucleus; sno(s)RNA-containing ribonucleoprotein complex
Source: RefSeq, a predicted model, not a curated record
AUGCCUUGCACCACGACUGAUAUUUUCCAGUUACUCUCCUCGGCCCCAGAGGUUUUCUUAAAACCAACGACUUUCUUACAUACAGAAUGGAUAGAAGUGGCAAAGCGCUAUCUCGACCCGCUUGCAUCAGACAUCACUGAAGCUCAGAAAAGACGCCUUCAGCACACGCAUACCCGAAAAGGUGUUGACAGACCUCACCCUUUUCGUUCCCAAACACUACACCUGCAGGAAAUUCAUGCCAAUGGUUUUACAGUGCGCCAGAUCUGGGAACAGGCAAACAGAGUGCUUAAUGUCUCUGCGCAAGAGACCGCUCACGAGCUUGAUUUACUAAAAAAAUCAGAGGCCAACAUCCUCCGUUCCAAAUCCAACUCCCAUAAAAAGGCCCAUGAGACCCAAAAUGGGGACCAUGAUCUCGGGUUUACAUCCGAAGCGGAUGAACUCUCCAACGGCUCCGUUAGUAGCGAUCUAGGUAAUAUCCUGAACGGUGAAAUUACGGAUGAGGAUCGUAGUGGAAAGGAAGAUAGGCCAAUAACGGAGGAUACUGAGGAUGAUGAGGAUGAUAGUCAUCAUUCUAUGUCAAUUGAUGACGACAAACGGGGUCCAGGACGAGAGAAAUGCAAAAAAUCCAUCGGCACGAGCAAUAUCCAAUUUGUUCCUGACCCUCACAAGCUCAAUGACGGAUUCUUUUCGAUCGACAAAUUCAAUGCUGAUACAACUGUAUUUGAACGGAGGGACGCAAAGGGGAUGCGCAGCGACGAUGACAAUGACGAAGAAGCCAUUGAUUGGGGAGCUGAUCCGCUUAUUCUUGGUGUGAUUAGUGGGGAUGGUGAAGAAGAUGAUGCAGACCAGAACAGUGCUAAAGAAGACGACAUUUCAGAUUCCGCGGUUAUGGAUGAGAAUGGCGAUGCGGACGGGGACGAGAUGAGUUUGGUGGGUGGUAAUGCGAAUGACAUAAAAUACGCCGAUUUUUUUGAUCCCCCUCAUUCCCAUGCUCGAAAAGGACGACAAGCCUGCGCCGUGUCAAAAUCAAAAUCACCCACUCCCGAUGAAGAUAUCGAAGCUAGUAUUCGUCGUGCUAUUUACGAUGUACAGCGUGAUCUUCUCGAUGAUGAUCCGCCCGACAACGACGAGGAAAUGGGUGCCCUCUCGCAGCCAAAUAGAGCACCUCAGUCGUCCCAUGAGAAACGGCAAGCCAGUAUCACAGACGAAAUACGACGACUGGAAGCGGCGAAUGUCUCCAAAAGAGAAUGGAUGUUGUCAGGGGAAGCAAAGGCACCGGAUCGGCCAAUAAACUCGCUGAUCGAAGAGGAUAUCGAGUUUGAACGUGUUGGAAAACCUGUACCUGUUAUCUCAAGUCAAGUAUCCAAUGAUAUUGAAACGCUUAUCAAGCGACGUAUAUUAUCUAAGGAGUUUGAUGAAGUCCCGCGUCGCCAACCAUAUAUUCUAGGUAGUGAAGUCCAUCAUAAGCGUGAACAAUUUACGCUUGAUGAGACAAAACCACAGCAAAGUUUAGCGGAACUAUACGAGGAAGAUCACCUCCGAAAAGCGGAUUCUGCCUUUGUGGACCGGAAGAGCGAAAAGUUGAAGGGUGACUACGAAGAGAUUACGCGACUCUGGAGUGGCAUCAGCUCUCAAUUAGAUACACUUGCAAGCUGGCACCACAAGCCAAAACCACCGCAAGCAAACAUUGAUGUCGUCACUGAUGUCGCCACCAUUGCGAUGGAGGAUGCAAGGCCAACGGGUGGAGCAGGAAUAGAUACCUCCGGCAUGCUUGCACCGCAGGAAAUGUAUGCCCCUGGCGAUGAGGGCAAGAUAUGGGGGGAAAUUGCCCUUAAGAACGGGAUGGCAGUGUCUAUUGAAGAGAUGUCGCGGGAAGGCAAGCUGCGACGACGGAGACGCGAGAAGCAAAAACUGAAGAAGAAUUCUUCUCAGCCCGUACGUACUGGAAAACAAGCUGAGAAACAGAAGAUAGUUUCUGACUUGAACAAAGGUGGUGUUAAGGUCAUUGGAAACAAGGGUGAUCUUAAGGAUGUAUACGGCAAUAAGGUGUCUUCUAACGAAUAUAAAGCGCCAGUUAUUUUAAAGCUAUAAUAUUUACAUGACAACUUGAGAUGUUGCAAAAAAAUUAUAAUAUGGCCAUGACCAUACCUCUAGCUAUC